This is a messenger RNA of Salvia splendens (bonfire salvia), 798 nucleotides long. RefSeq lists its product as uncharacterized. The record is from RefSeq and is a predicted model, not a curated record. Gene Ontology annotation, biological process: SNARE complex assembly. The coding region runs from base 1 to 798 and encodes 265 amino acids. Gene Ontology annotation, cellular component: lytic vacuole; endosome. Gene Ontology annotation, molecular function: SNARE binding. The transcript has 5 exons. Lineage: Eukaryota; Viridiplantae; Streptophyta; Magnoliopsida; Lamiales; Lamiaceae.
AUGGCGUCGUCUAAAAAGCCAAUUGUGAAGGUACAAGAGGAAAACCGGGUAGCACAGGAGGAUCAACCAGCAAAGGUCAUCGAAUGGGAGGAUUACGAGCAGGAACUCGCUCGUUUAUGCAGUUUGACCUCCGCACUUGAGGAAGCCAAGACUAAUAAAUUGGGACUUGAAGAGAAGCUUCAGUCGUCGAUACAAAUAGAAUCUGAGUCAUUAAGUCGGUCGAAUGAGCUUGAUCAGAUGCGUGAGAAAUUGGAACAUCGGAAGUUGUUGAUGGGGAAGAUGUCUAUGCGUUCCAAGGUUGUAAAAGAGAAGGUCAGAAAGCAGGAGAAACAACUUAGUGGUGAAAUUAGAUCUCUUUUGGUUGGUGGAAGUUCUAUUUCUGUGGCUAACAAACGCAUGCAGGACUCAAGUAGAUUACUUGCUGGAGAAAAAGGUUAUGGUCAUUUGAAAAUUUUGCAGAAAUCAUUGAGAUUGAGGCAGCAGUAUAUGACCACGCAGGUCACCUUGCUAUAUCCAGUAAAGGUUGUGGUCAGAAAAUCAUCUGAGCAAGAACUUGAAUCAUUUCGUAGUAGUAUUAAGUCAGGUGUUCCUGAUGGAUCAAAACCUCUCGACCAGGGCACAUUGACCAUCUCCGGACUGCACCUCACUGUGGUCACUUUUACAAAAAUGAGUUUUUUUACUAACAAGAAAGAGGUUCAGCGAUCAUCAACUGCUCUUGGAUAUGUAGCUCAUACUGGCAAGCUAUAUAUAGUUUAUGCAUAUCUGUUGCUGUCAGUCCGCGAGUACACUUACUACUAG